AUGCAAGUGUCGUCCACCAACAGGUCUCAGGCGGUAAAUAGCAAUGGGUCUGAUCCGAACUUGGCCAGCUGGGACUAUGACAGUAUUUACGGAGAAGCUGGUAUGCUGCCUUUUUCUCCGGCAGACCUUUUCUUACGCCUGAAUCGUACUACAGUGCUACUUUCCGUGUUGUACAGUAUUACAUUUGUAGUAGGCAUCGUGGGAAACAUUCUCGUUACCAUCGUCUUCACCAGACACAAGCGGAUGCGAUCAGUCACCAACUUGUUCCUGGUGAACCUUGCCGUAGCCGACCUGUCUGUGGUGUCUGUGUGUAUGCCCAUCACGCUGGGAAGUUAUGUGUACAGAGACUGGGUUUACGGAGACAUAAUGUGUAAACUAACACCAUUCCUACAGGGUACGGCUGUGUGUGUCAGUGUUUUAUCCCUUCUGGUGAUUAGCAUGAACAGGUAUUACGGAAUUCACAAACCCAUCAAGGCUAAAGCUAUGUUUUCUCGGAACAAAGUCUUGGUAACUUUGGCACUGGUUUGGGCCGAGGCGUCCGUUAGUUGUUCCCCUCUUUUAUUUGUGAACAGGGUAAAGACGUACGGAAUUCCGGGCCUCUUGACCCGGAUAUGUUCAGAGGAAUGGGGCAAUGGAGUCACCGGCAAGCAAGCAUUUAACGUGUUCCUCUUUCUCGUUAUGUUUGCCCUUCCCGUUAUUGUGAUGACAUUGGCGUAUGCCCGGAUCUCCGGUCAUCUCUGGACCGGAGACGUUCUGCUGAAGAGACGGGGGUCAGAAGUGCUUAAAGAACAACAAACCCGUGUGAUGAGACAGAGGAGACAGACGGUGAAAAUGUUGAUUGUGCUCGUGUUGAUGUUUACUAUAUCAUGGCUACCCUAUCACAUCGUCAACCUCUGGCUCGACUACAAUAUUAAGUCACCCGCAGCGAACCACGUUGCAGAGAAUGUUUAUCCGUUCGUUCAGUGGUUUGGCUUCACUAACUCUUCGAUGAAUCCCGUGUGUUAUGGAUUUUUGAGCGUGAAAUUCCGUAAGGCGUUACUAAGUAUGUGCUGCCCUCGCAUUGCCCAGCCCAGUCCACCUGUGAUCGUCACUAGCCAGAGGUACUCUGCUACAAGCGAUACUAUCGUGAAUGGGACAACAUACUCACCACACCCAUACAGGCCGUCUUUCGUUUAAACUGUCCUAAGUAUUUUAUAUUUUACAAAAAAAGAGUAAAAAAAAUGCUGUACAUAUGAUCUGUAUAUGUAUAUACAGAUAUGUAUACAUACUGGUAUAUUCUGCUAUCAUUUCUCCAAUUUGUAUUAAUGAGUGGAGAUAAAGAGAAAUCCAACAUCUCCUUUGCUAUUCAGAUAUUGAUACAGGACAAUGACGGGUUCAGACAUUUCCAUGACGUCGGGUUGGGGAUUUCCUCGAAACAUGUACAUCGUCUUGUGUCAUUAGACGUAUGUGUACAAGUAAACGGAGCGGGAAGAUUAUAGACAGGUUCAGCAUUGACGAUUCUUGGCUAUAACUGAAGACAAGACAUUGCCAAGUGGGAGGCAAUUAAUCAUUAAUUACUUGUAUA
Molecule: messenger RNA, 1564 nt
Organism: Liolophura sinensis
Lineage: Eukaryota; Metazoa; Mollusca; Polyplacophora; Chitonida; Chitonidae
Product: QRFP-like peptide receptor
Exons: 1
Coding region: 1-1176 (391 amino acids)
Biological process (GO): G protein-coupled receptor signaling pathway
Cellular component (GO): plasma membrane
Molecular function (GO): neuropeptide Y receptor activity
Source: RefSeq, a predicted model, not a curated record